Messenger RNA from Colletotrichum scovillei, 1596 nucleotides. RefSeq names its product long-chain-fatty-acid-CoA ligase. The record is from RefSeq and is a predicted model, not a curated record. The transcript has 4 exons. Gene Ontology annotation, cellular component: lipid droplet; plasma membrane; endoplasmic reticulum. NCBI's taxonomy places the organism in Eukaryota, Fungi, Ascomycota, Sordariomycetes, Glomerellales, Glomerellaceae. The coding region runs from base 1 to 1596 and encodes 531 amino acids. Gene Ontology annotation, molecular function: long-chain fatty acid-CoA ligase activity. Gene Ontology annotation, biological process: long-chain fatty acid metabolic process; long-chain fatty-acyl-CoA metabolic process.
AUGGUUUUCGUGACAGCCUACGAAGCUCUGGGCCUUGCUGGCCUCGAGCAUUCUCUAGAGUCCACAGGCGCCAAAGCCAUUUUCGUGGAUCACCAUCUCUGUCAAAAGGUGACUUCUGCGAUGACAAACAAAGCUCUUCCUCGAGUUGAGGUUAUAGUCUAUAACGAACAGCUAAGUGGUACAUGUGAUUCAGGUGCUGAGUGGAUCAAAGGCUUGUUCGAACUCAAGAAGACACGACCAGGGCUUGAGAUACUCAACUUCAGCCAGCUAUGUCAGGUAGGCCGGAGCAAGAUGAGUGAGCCUGUUCAACCUGAUAGGGAGGAUCUUUGCGCCAUCUACUACACUUCUGGGUCUACAGGAAUACCGAAAGGAGUUCCAGUGAAACACAAGGCCGUUGUAGCGGCAGUCACAGGCCUUGACUCUGUGAUCGGUGACUAUCUAUCGCCUGCCGACUCUUUCCUCGCAUACUUGCCAUUAGCUCAUGUUCUUGAAUUCGCCUUCGAAAACAGCUGUUUCUUCUGGGGUGUAAAAAUGGGCUAUGGUGGUGCCCGUACGCUAUUCGACCAUAUCACUCCAUCCGGCACUCUCGAAGUGGGAGACCUACAUGCUUUCCAGCCUACCUUUAUGAUCGGUGUCCCUGCCAUCUGGGAAAGGAUUAAAAAGGCAAUUUUCUCCAGCGUCGCAAAUUCAGGCUUGAUUGACAGACUUGCUUUCUGGUCGUGGCUGAAAGCAAAAGAAGUGUGGGCCGCAACCGGCUUGGCCGGGACAGGCCGCUUCAAUGGAACUUUGUCGUCCGCCGCCAGUAAGGUGGUAGGGUCCCGCCUACGAUUCGCCAUGUCAGGCGGCGGGCCCGUAGCGGAAAGCACGCAGAACUUCUUGACCAUGGUGAUGGCUCCUUUGGUCAACGGAUACGGCUUGACCGAGACAAUGGCCAUGGGUGGUCUGAUGGAUCCCGGGCAAUGGCGACCAGGGUCUCUGAGCAUCCCGGCCAGCAUAGAAAUGAAACUGGUUGACUACCCUGAUGCAGGCUACCUCACCAGUAACACUCCAUCACAAGGAGAGAUCUGGAUACGGGGCGAUAGUGUUAUGGUGGGGUACUAUGACAACGACGAUGAGUCCAAGAGUGCAGUCGCGCCCGGCGGUUGGCUCCGCACCGGCGACAUUGGGCAGUGGGAACCCACAUGCAGCGGCGACGAUACUCAUUUCAGAAUCAUUGACCGGAAGAAGAACCUCGUCAAGACACUCAACGGAGAGUACAUCGCGCUUGAAAAGCUAGAGUCUAUCUACCGCUCUGCAAAUCUGGUGGCCAAUAUCUGCAUACAUGCAUCGCCUCACCGCGCAAAGCCCACAGCUAUAGUCAUUCCUUCACCGCCAGCCUUGAAGGAACUGGUCAAGAGACAUGGUUUAGAUACCCACUGUAAAGUAUCAGCACUCACACGACAUCCACUUGUCGUGCAUGAUGCCCUCAUUCAGUUGCAACAGAUUGCUCAAGAAGCCGGGCUUGCCUCGAUUGAGGUAGUCGAGGCAAUUGUGCUUGUUGACGAUGCAGAGUGGACUCCUCAGAAUGUUAGUGCCCCACUCAGAACUGCGUCAUGA